Messenger RNA from Bactrocera neohumeralis, 507 nucleotides. RefSeq lists its product as uncharacterized. Lineage: Eukaryota; Metazoa; Arthropoda; Insecta; Diptera; Tephritidae. The coding region runs from base 102 to 437 and encodes 111 amino acids. The transcript has 2 exons. The record is from RefSeq and is a predicted model, not a curated record.
UACGUUUGUUGGGUUACGUGUCAAUAUGUUUGAUAGCAUCAGCUGAUUUGAACGAGUUCCUUAAAUUUAUUUGUCGAUUUCCAAUUUGAGGUAACAGAACAAUGGCACUCUUUGAGUUGAAAUGGCUGAGGCGUUGGGUACGAAGGCAUACAAACCCCAUACCGGAGGAUAGUGCACAAUUGUGGAAAAGACGUCUAAGUAUUGGUUAUGCGCUACUCGCAUGGAAUGCUUUUGGGUUUGUCUGCUACAUGGUUUAUACCGGACGAAAUGAUUGGGCAAAAUAUUAUGGUUAUAAGAGUGAAGAGGAAGCUAAAUUAACACCCGCUCAACAAUACGCAACACAAUUGAACGUUAAUAAAGGAAAAAUUAUACGUUUCUCAGGAUUUAACCGUGUCGGCGAGACGGAAUUCGAUAAUACAAGUGAAAAAGUUGAAUAAUUAAAUUUUUUAAUGAAAACCGUAAAGUUAUCAUGAAAUAAUAUAUAAGUUAAAAAAACAUGAAAACCUA